CAGCAGCGAGCGUGUGAGCAUGUCUGGCCGGGGCAAGGGCGGCAAGGGGCUCGGCAAGGGCGGCGCCAAGCGCCACCGCAAGGUGCUGCGCGACAACAUCCAGGGCAUCACCAAGCCGGCCAUCCGCCGCCUGGCUCGGCGCGGCGGCGUCAAGCGCAUCUCGGGGCUCAUCUACGAGGAGACGCGCGGCGUGCUCAAGGUCUUCCUGGAGAACGUCAUCCGCGACGCCGUCACCUACACGGAGCACGCCAAGAGGAAGACGGUCACGGCCAUGGACGUGGUCUACGCCCUCAAGCGCCAGGGUCGCACUCUCUACGGCUUCGGCGGCUAAAGCCUCACCGUCCUGCCGGACCACCGUCACAAAAACCACAAAGGCUCUUUUAAGAGCCACCCACCUAAUCCUUAAAAAGAGCCAUAUCGCUAUAUUU
Molecule: messenger RNA, 428 nt
Organism: Melospiza melodia melodia
Lineage: Eukaryota; Metazoa; Chordata; Aves; Passeriformes; Passerellidae
Product: histone H4
Exons: 1
Coding region: 20-331 (103 amino acids)
Biological process (GO): nucleosome assembly
Cellular component (GO): nucleosome
Molecular function (GO): structural constituent of chromatin; protein heterodimerization activity; DNA binding
Source: RefSeq, a predicted model, not a curated record